Cuscuta europaea is the source of this 2308-nucleotide messenger RNA. NCBI's taxonomy places the organism in Eukaryota, Viridiplantae, Streptophyta, Magnoliopsida, Solanales, Convolvulaceae. The record is from the annotation of a GenBank genome assembly.
CGGAGCAUUAUUAUUAAUUAUUAAGAUUAUUAGUCAAGAAAGUCGUAUGUUAGAUACCGUAGUAAUUAACUCUUCUAUUACUGAUGAAAUUGUGAGCCGAUACGCCGCUGCCUCUCUCUCAUCUUAAAAAGGUUUCAUCAGUUCAUUUAUGGUGGCAUCUUGCUUCUUCCCCCCGGCGGUAAACCGAAGUUAAUGCAUGCUCUUCAUACUGGGUCCUCUCUCACUUUCCUCUUAUCUUAAACCGAGAAACCCAGUAAUUCUUUUUUGUUCUCUUCAAGAUUACCGCAAUCCUAGAGAAUGCCUUAGAUCUGCCGCAUUUUCUCUAAAAUAAAAGAAAAAUCGAAAAAAGUUGAAAUAAAGAGAAUCCUUGUCGGUGGCCGUUUUUACCGGACGGCGAGGCAUUGGUUUCGUCGGUAGAAGUUGUUACAAAUUACAAUGACGAUGAAAGUGUUCCAAAGGGAUAAAGAUUCGGAAAGAAUAAUCUGGGAUCAGAUGAAGAGCCCUUCCGGCACGCCUCGCUCGGUUUCCGGCCCGCAAAACCGAGCCUUGCCCAGAUUAAUCGUCUACCUCAUCGUCUUUGUAUCCCUCACCUACGCUGUCUACACUCUGAAACUCGUUUCCAGCUCCAGAGCUUGCAACGACGAAGUUUUCAACCACCGACAUACCACCGCCUUGCCCGUCCGCCAAGAAAUCAACUCCUCCGCCGCGGUUGCAGAAACGGGUCGCCGAGAAAUCAAGAAAACCGGGCUGGAACACGUAGUUUUUGGCAUUGCUGCCUCGGCAAAGCUGUGGGAUAGGAGGAAGAAUUACACCAAGCUAUGGUGGAGGCCGGAGGAGAAGAUGAGAGGCAUAGUGUGGCUGGACAAGGCGGUGAAGACGGCUAAAGAAGAAGCUUCAUCCCUCCCGGAAUUGAGAAUCUCCGGCGACACUUCCCGUUUCACCUACAAGAAUAAGCAGGGUCACCGGUCAGCCAUCCGGAUUUCUAGAAUCGUAUCCGAGACUCUCAGAUUGGGGAUGGAGGACGUGCGGUGGUUUGUAAUGGGGGAUGACGACACCGUUUUCAUCACAGAGAAUUUGGUGAGAGUUCUCAACAAGUACGACCACAAUCAGUUUUACUAUAUUGGGAGUUCCAGCGAGAGCCAUCUGCAAAACAUUUAUUUUUCUUAUAAUAUGGCUUAUGGUGGGGGUGGUUUCGCCAUUAGUUACCCAUUGGCUAAAGCCCUUGACAAAAUCCAAGAUGGGUGUAUCCAGAGAUACCCGGGGCUAUACGGAUCGGACGACCGAAUGCAAGCUUGUAUGGCUGAGUUGGGUGUCCCUCUCACCAAAGAACUUGGCUUUCACCAGUAUGAUGUGUACGGGAAUUUAUUUGGACUACUAGCAGCACACCCCGUGACACCGUUGGUCUCUUUGCACCAUCUCGAUGUGGUGGAGCCCAUCUUUCCAAACGUCUCUCGAGCCCAGGCCCUACAGCGCCUCUUAAUCCCAACAAAGCUUGACUCGGCUAGUCUCAUGCAACAAUCGAUAUGCUAUGACAAAAAGAAGAGUUGGACGAUCUCUGUUUCGUGGGGCUAUGCUGUACAAAUUUUCCGUGGCGUGUUAUCCCCACGGGACAUAGAAAUGCCUUCUAGAACGUUCUUAAAUUGGUACCGAAGGGCAGAUUACACAGCAUAUGCCUUUAACACAAGGCCUGUGAUGAGGAACCCUUGUCAAAAGCCUUUUGUGUUUUAUUUGGGAAGUGCAAAAAUGGAUCCGUCAGGUAAGCAGACCAUUAGCGAGUAUACUCGUCAUCGGGUCCCGCAUCCUGGGUGCAAAUGGAAGAUGGCUGAACCGGGUGAUGUUGAGAGAAUUGAGGUUUAUAAAAAACCAGACCCACAUUUAUGGGAUCGGUCUCCGAGGAGGAACUGCUGCAAAGUGUUACAUUCCAGUAAAAAGAGCAUGGCUGUGGAGGUCGGUGUAUGUAGAGAAGAUGAUGCUAGUGAAGUGUGAAAUAGCAACCAUUGUUUCUCCAGUCAAUUUUUCUUCAAUCUCCACGCUAUCCGGAACGAGCCAUUCAUUAAAUUGUCGCCUUAUGAUAGCACUCAGGCAUGUUCCCUGGGAUAGGGGGGAAUGAGUUAGUCUAGCAAAUACUUUAGAUGUACACUUAUAAUAUUAAUGGCUGUUAGUAUAGUUCUUUUUGGAUUCUUUCUAUUCGUUAACCCGCGUGAUUGGUUCAUUCGCUGUUGGAAUUGUUCAUUCUUUUUUCACAGGUGGAGUGUGCUCAACUGAAAUCUAGUUUCAUUUUGGCUAUAAAAACAGCCUUAAAGUAUAA